Cryptotermes secundus is the source of this 2328-nucleotide messenger RNA. RefSeq lists its product as uncharacterized. Gene Ontology annotation, cellular component: membrane. NCBI's taxonomy places the organism in Eukaryota, Metazoa, Arthropoda, Insecta, Blattodea, Kalotermitidae. The record is from RefSeq and is a predicted model, not a curated record. Bases 86 to 1840 code for a protein of 584 amino acids. The transcript has 2 exons.
CAGUGAGACAGUUUGCGUGCGUAUUGCCGGAAGCAGUGUCGUCUCGUGUUAACAAUGAGCGGCUGGACAUCUGUUUGAAAAGACCAUGUCUUCUGAAUACGCUACAAUGACGCAUGCCGUUGUCUUCUGUCUGCUGAUACGCUUGGCAACAGCUCAGUCUGGAGGAGCGAUCCCUUCUGAAUUCGCAACUCACAGCGACAGCCCUGACGUUAGCGCCAAAUCAGCAGCCGACUUCAGAGACCACAAGAAGCCAGACUCUCCUGAAUUUCUACUUCAUAACCAGACGGGUGACGAACAGCAAGGACAGGACAAUCCUUAUAGCAACUACAGCAACACUCCGAAAUAUGGAAACAGAGUCUCACAAAAUUCUAUUAGCACAGAUCAUACGUCUGCAUUAAGUAACACAAGGAAAGACAGUGCAGAACGUUUUCGAAGAGAAGCUGCUGAAAUUGAACCGGGGAACGAAACAAUUAACAUAUCGUGGAAGGAACUUGUUAACAAUGACAAGUUAGCAUUAAUUUUAUGGGACGUAACCAACAAACAUGGCGGUUUCAAAUCCAGAGAUGAGUCUGUGAAGAAAUGCCUAGACGAAUUCAGUGACAAGACAAAAGCAAUUGCGCCGUACGUACUGAGCACCACAGUCAGAGAAAAUGAAUAUUUCUUACGUGGGUUCAUUCAUAAGAUAUCGAGAUAUUCUCAUUCACAUAAUCUGAACACUGUCCAAAAUUACUACGAUCAGUUUAGAGAAAUUCUAAAAGAUCAACAAUCGUAUUACACGACACUGAUAGAAGUAAUCGAAAAUAUGGAUCAAGAUAUGAGAUCUACAAUAAUUUGUGCUCAAAGAAGAUUUUGUAGCUGUUUUUCGUCUCAAGAUAUUGUUAGAUACGAGGAACAAUUCUCGUCUCUAUCACAAUAUAACUUUCUCAUGACAGCGUACCUAAUAUGUGGAUAUUAUAUAGAACCAAUAAUCAGGGCUAUCUUUAUUGUAACAGGUCUGAUUUUAAACUGUGCAGUAUUGAUCAUAUUUGCGAAGCACAAGGAUACUAUUAUGCAAAGUGACGUGAUGGUAAUCAACAUUGCAGUGACCGGGAUUUUGAUCCUUAUCAUAUACAUACCAUUUAAUUACAUUCACUUGUAUUAUUCGUCUAUUUUACCACAUGAAGAAUUUUCAGAUAAUGGUAUCUUUACAUCCGUUCAAAGUGCACUGAUUUCAGUCAGUGGGAUGUCACUGUUGAUCCUUAGGGCUCAGUAUCAUAUCGAAAUAUUCCAUCCUUUAUACAGACCAGUUUUCUGUCUGUCUCAGUCCACGAUGUGGCAACGUGUUGUGUGUAUCCUCAGUGUAUGGGUGUGGGCUUUCAGUGUUGCCACUUUGACAUACACGUUUAAUGACCAUCCAAAAAUUGGUUAUCUUUUUACACCGUCCGUAUACAUCGUGUUAUACGGAUUGAUACUUCCUACAGCAAUGAACAGAUUCAAAAUUUAUUCUGAAAAGAAUUCCGUUCCUCCGGAAGAGGAAAAGAUCAUCAAUUCGAAAACAGUCACCCAGCUAUCGAAGAUGUUCUGGGUGACGCAUGUUCCAUUGUUUGUGUGGAUGCUACUAGAAAGACUUUGUGGUUUUGUUCUAAAAUUGGCUAAUAUUAAUUAUGCAUAUGUAGACAUUCUUGUUUGUUAUAUUUAUUUCUCUUACAGCUGUGUGAACACAAUAGCACUAUGUAGAGCAAAUUAUGGCUUCAGGAAAUUGCUGUACAGCCAUGUGUUAAGAUGUUCGUACAAACACAAUGAACAGCAGGACAUAAUGUUAAAUGAAACAGGACACUCGGAUCGUCAGAUGCAGUCAUAAACAUGAUCCUGUGUCACUCCAAGUAAUUGUUUACUGAUUCAUGCAGUCAUGCAUGCGUAUAUUGUGUCUAAGGCAUCUUUGAGGUUGCAUCAUCAUCAAAGAGUGACGCGUUUUAUUACGUCACAAUUAGAAAGUUAUCACAUUUUAUUUCGAACAUACGAUAGCAGCCAAAAUCACUACACUGGAGGUCUCGUUUAACGCAGGGAACUUUUCUUCCGUAAGGCUACCCACUAAAAGUGUGACGUAGAAUUCAAGAUGGUUUAGAAAAACAAUAUUAUUUGCAUACGUGCCUUAGUUCAUUUUCCGACCACCGAUCAUUAAUUACACAUAAUGUUUUUAAACUCAGAAUAGAUAUUAAUCUUCGGGAUUCGGCAAUGAGAACUCAGAAUUCCGGGGAAUUCUCUGGGAUUCCCGAAAUAAAGAGUUACUUCGUAUUUUUCAUAACAUUGUAUUUACGUGUUUUAAAUAUUAAUGAGUGACCACAAUAA